Caenorhabditis auriculariae is the source of this 3517-nucleotide messenger RNA. The record is from the annotation of a GenBank genome assembly. NCBI's taxonomy places the organism in Eukaryota, Metazoa, Nematoda, Chromadorea, Rhabditida, Rhabditidae.
AUGGCGCGCAUUCCGAUGACGCGGUCCGGCUUGGAUUUAAGAGAAAUUUGUUUUGAACUUGAACGAUGCGAUAUUUAUGGUAAUUCAUCUAUUUUUGCAUGUCUAUUUUCAUCUUGAAGAUACUUCGUUUUCGGAUUAUGAGAAGCAUGAGGAACUUCAUGAAAGAAAGCUGGAUUCAGAACUCAAGUUAGCCUCUUCUUGCCGACCCUUUCUUAAAUAUCGAAUGGACAAACCUAAUCCAUACUCACGUGGGUUUUAAUCUUUUUUAUUACAAAUGGGUAACUUGCUCUUUUAUCAUAACCAGAAAAAGCUAAACAAUCAACAACGAAUCAUCUUAAUUUUGCAAGGACACGUCGACAUUAGUUAUUGUAUAGACUUUGAAUACAUUGGGAAACACCUAUUUUCUGAGACUUUUAUUCAUUUGAUCAGCAGCAAGGUCUGUUUACAGAGUGCACUCGACAACACAUUUCGAAUCUUCAGUUUUUUAAAGGAGAUGGAAGUCAAUUUGGAAACCUCAAAGUUUCUCAUGCGUUUGACAACAAUAAUGUGGUUUGAAAGCUUUUUAAUUUUUUUCUGAAUUUAAAUUUUGUUCUAGGUUAAGAAAAAAACACAUUUUUUUCAAAAAGAAUUUCGUUCGCAAAGAUUCGAGAAUCAUUUGAGGUCGUUACCGGUACAUUGUAAUUGUUUUUCCUCAUUAUUUCGGAUGCUUCCUAGUGCCCUGCAAGCAACGUCACCAGUCAGUUCAUAGAAGGGGCCAGGAACGAAUUGAAAAGCAGAAGACGUUGUUUUUCGGCUUGCUCGGUGGACAUUGUGAAGUGGGAAGAUCUGUCGGACUCAGUUAACGUAUCUUUAAACGAUCAAGUUAUUUAUUAUUAGACAGGUUUUCUUACAUCUAAUAAUGUUGCAGAGUUCCUACAAUGAAGAAGACAUUGUUGUUCAUUUUCCGUUGCCAGUACUUAGUCAUUGGCGACUGACUCGAAGAGAGAUUCUUUUUGCCUUCCAACAGAGCUGUUGGUUCGCCUCUCACAACGUAUCUUAUGCUUUUUCAUUGGUUUCCAAGCGGUUAUUCAGCAUCGUUUAAGGAUUUUCAUACCGAAAGUGUGGGAUGGACGCCCAUCUCAGAAGUUUUAAUUGAAAUCGAUUCUUGGUUUUUUGGCUUGACUAGAUCGUUUGGACCGGAAGAGUUCUCUUCUAAUUUUCAGGAGUGGUUCGUUUUUUUUAUUUAUUUUCAAUCUUUGAAAAAAACGUUAGUUAUUUUGAAUGAAUGUAGUAAAUUACGCAUUGAUAUACGUUUGUUGAGGAUAAUUUUUAUCAGAAUGGUUUCGUGUCUUGAAAUUCUGAAAGUCUUCAAAAACGCGACAAAAAAAGAAGAUAAAGACGAAAAAUGAUCUUUAGCUUAAUUUAGUCAUUUAUUGGUGUACGUUCCAGUUUCCGUCCUUCUCUCAAUGUGAAAGUUGAAGUUUUACCUAUCGUAUUUACUGAGUAGGUUGAAAACGAACGAGAAUUGGUGGAACACAGAGGGCGACCGACAGGAUUGGAGCGGGAAAAUGGUGGUGCUGUUCAGACCGGAGCUGGGGAAGUUCCCUUUCCGACGAGCGCAGCACAUUCCCAAAGCCGGUGCUCGAAUAGAGUUGUUUCUCGAAAUCGACACUUUGCAGGUUUUUCUUUCUCUUUAAUUAAAAAUUGCAGUAACAAGUCCGUUUAUUCAUAUUCUUUCUAAUGUUCUUACUAGGUAGGUAGGUCGAAAGAGGUUUUGCACUUUCUUUUGAACUAUAAACUCAUUCCAUUCUUUUUUCCAAGUAUUAUCGGUAGCCGCAUAUCGGAGGAGAUAGGCCUUCGUCAGCAAAAUCCCUCAGAAAGUUCAGAAUUGGAAAAACAUGUUUUCAGAGAAUUGCUUGAAUUUACUUUAAAGGUGGUGGAAAUCGUUUCGGAUCGACAUGUCCUGGACAAAGUUGUAGGGCUAUUGGAUCCUUCAGUUUGUGCCUUGCCUCUUGUGUUCACCAUUUUCCGGCUCAAAACUCGGGUAAUUUGGUUACAGUUUUUCCGUUCAACUCGAGAGUUAUGUGCUUGUGAAUGGACAAGAAAAUUUAAAUAAAAUCGGAGGGUAAAUCGAUUUUGCGGUGAAAGAACUAUGGAAUCAUAUCAGAAUUUGAGCCAGUAAAAUGUUUGAUGGAAGGUGUUGGGCGACCUUCCAGAAGCCUUCCGGAAACCUUCCAGCAGGGUUCCGGAAGGUGAAUAGAAGGCGUUGGGAAGCUACUCGGAAGGCGUUUGACCCCUUGCUGGAAACCUUCCAAACCCCUUUCAAGGAACCGAAAGCAGAUCUUCCCAACUCCUUCCCAGAACCAUCCGAACACCUUCCCAGGCUCCGCCUGAGGCAGGGAUGUCAAUGUAAAGUUUUCUUUCCUUUUCAUGUGGUUUUCUUAUGAACUUAAUGAUCGUAAGCGUGUUUGCAGAUGAAUGAGGAAGAGCGAAUGGAGUACUUUCGAAUUUUGGAAUGUCUAGGAAAGGCUUAUGUCGUCGGUUUCGACUACGUGUCUUCCAGAGAUCAUUGCGCUUCUGCUUCUCUCGUUCGUCUCAUUUUGAUUCAUUCAAUUUGCUCAGUCAUUCUGAUAGCACCAAUAACUUCCAGAGAGUUACGGAUUGUCGUUUAAUGAAGAGUUGCAUUUCCAAGUCCCAUUUUUGGAAUUGGUUCACGUUCGCCGUAAACAAGCUUAAUUAGUUUACGUCAAAAAAACCUCCAAAUUAGCUGCUGCGGCAUUUUUAUUAUCAAAUAUAUGUAGGCUAUUUGCACAGAAUGAACCCAAGUUUUUGAGUUGGUGCCAAAAACGCAAUCGCGACCGUUUUGCACACACAAACUGCAAUCCUAGCCGUUUUUUUAAACGAGAAGAAUGGAUUAUACUUCCAAAAAAAUAACUUUAGAAAAAAACCUUCGAUUUGAGAUAUAAGCACUAGACUAUCAGAAAAAGGUCAUUUUUUUGCAUAGGCUUCAGACUAAAAAAAGAAGUAAUGCAUUUUUUUCUUUGUGGUCAGUUUUUUUCAAUAUAAUAAAGUUCAAUCAUUUUUUUAGCUCGUAAGAAUGUUCAAAAACCGAAAAAAAAUACUUUAUGAAAGAUCAGAAAGUACAUUGACAGUCAAAUCUUGUCAACUCAAGUUGAUUUUAGUUAUGAGUCUAAAAUAAAGAAUUUCUUUCGGUCUUAUUCAUCUACGUUUCCAAAAAUGUAAGAAUCGAAUUCUUCUCUUAUUGAUUUUAGUUAGUUGAUCAACGAUAAGGUGUUCAGGUUGCACCCGUGAAGUUUUACUACCAGCCAGGGAUCGACCAGCUCUUCUGCGAAGAUGCAGCUUGCCGCGGCAUGUGCGGCGUCCCUUGCAAAGUGAAGUGUCGUCUGGAGCCUAGAUAUCUGUAUUUCAGAGUUCUCAUCAAGACGAUGUUUGCAUACCGACGGACGCUGCCGAUGACGACUAUUCUACCCUCGAAACAGAAGAGGGAGAAACAGAGUAUGAAAUUUACUCGAUUUAA